GGCUUCUUCAACAGUGACAAAAGGUUCCUGGUUUACCCACGCGGUGCUUUGCUAGAAAACCUAAAAAUUGAAGCUGUUUCGACCAAUCUUGUGUAUAUUACUCUUAGUGUUUUGAACAUAAUUCUGUUUACCUAUCUACUGGUUCGUUUAAACGUAAUUUGCUUGUUAAAUUAGCAAAUGUGUUCCAUUGAUACUGCACUAGGCUAAUCUCCCGGAGCAUAAACUCACUAAUCUAGACGGAGAAAUAAACUGGUGAAAGGAGGCAAAGAAGCUUGAAGAAUGAAUAAGGAGGCGAUCACAUUGAAACAAGAGGAUGAUAUUACAGUGAAACAGGAAUAUGGGAACGAGGUUGUCAAAGUGGAAAAAGGGGUAGGAGCUUUCAGAAUCAAGAAGGAGGAAGAACCUUUUGAAGUAAAAGAGGAGGAUUUCUCAAUAAAAGAGGAAGACGAGACCGAACAUCCGAUUACCACCAGAGAGAGACGUGACUAUCGUGGAUCCUCUGGGGAGCCUCAACAACCCCAUGAAGCUGAAGAUGCAGAGAAGAGUCUCUCCAGAUCAGAACACCAGAUGGACAACGCUGGCCGUUCCGUCCUCCCGGAGUCACAGUGUCGUACCUCUCCCGGGGGGAAGAAGUUGUCUCUGCUGCUGGUGGACUGCAGGAAAGCAACAGGGCUGAGUGGAACUGAGAGAGGAGGAGAGAAGAACGGAUCAGAUUUGACACAUCAAAAAAUUGAGAGUGACACGAAAGGAAUGGAUGAGGACUCUGUGAGUGAUCUGAGUUUUGAUUCCAGCGCGGAUGAAAUGUUUUUGGAAGAAGAAGAUCCACUUUUCGAUCAUGGCUCCGACUGGGAGUCCCCAGUGCCAACUUGUCCAUCCCCCUGUGAAGCUGGUUCAUCCCCCUGUGAAGCUGGUCCAUCCCCCUGUGAAGCUGGUUCAUCCCCCUGUGAAGCUGGUCCAUCCCCCUGUGAAGCUGGUUCAUCCAGCUGUCCCCCUGCUGUCUCCGGCUCCACGCCUCCCGGGCUCCUCCCCUCUAGAGGACCGGCAUUGAAGAGGAAGAGGGGAAGUGUGUCAUCCGCUAACAGAGGGACAGAAGGGCGUUGGCACACCGUCCUAGAAGACGAUGUGGAGCCACCCCAACCAACAUUUAGGCCGAAAAGGAAGCCAGGACCUCAACUAAACAUGACUGCUAAGUACAGUCCCCUUCAGCUUUUUCAGCUGUUCUUCACCCCAUCCGUUGUAGAGUCGCUCGUGUCUAACACCAAUAAGUAUGGGAAGAAGAAGCAAGCAGGCAAAAAGGCAGCAUGGAAGCCCAUAUCCACGGCAGACUUGUUCUGCUACCUUUCUCUGGUCAUCUACAUGGGGCUGGUGAGGCUGAAAAGCCUGAGGGACUACUGGAAAACGUCAUCUCUCUACCAACUGCCUUUCCCCAUGACUGUUAUGUCCUGCAAAAGGUUUCUGGAUCUCUCCCAGGCGCUUCACAUCAGUGACCCAAUGGUUGAUGAAGAGAAUGAGAAGAAGAGAGGCACAGCGAGGUUUGAUAGACUGUGCAAAAUCAAACCUCUCUACCACAGCAUUGUCGAGGCCUGCAAGACAUACUUUCAGCCAGCCCAGAACGUGUCAAUCAAUGAGAGGAUGGUGGCCUCAAAGGACAGCAUUGGCCUCCAGCAGUACGUGAGAAACAAACCAACCAAGUGUGGUUUCAAGCUGUUUGUGUUGGCUGAUUCUGAGUGUGCCUACACGUGCAAUUUCUUGGUCUACGAGGGGGAGAACAGUUUCGCUUACGACCUUAGGAAGCGGGGAGUGUGGGCUUGUGGCACCAUUCGUACCACCAGGGAGGGCUUCCCGAAGACGAAGGUGAACGACAUGCCUAAGCAUGCUGAUCGGGGACCAUGCGAUGGAUCCGUGAAGAUGGCAUGCUGUUUGUAA
Molecule: messenger RNA, 1926 nt
Organism: Oncorhynchus masou masou (cherry salmon)
Lineage: Eukaryota; Metazoa; Chordata; Actinopteri; Salmoniformes; Salmonidae
Exons: 6
Coding region: 280-1926 (548 amino acids)
Source: RefSeq, a predicted model, not a curated record